GCGGCGGCCGGGGCCGCGGGUGAGGAUGCGGCGGCUGCUGUUGGCGCUGGCCUGGCUCGGUGCGACCCUUCCCGCAGGGGCGGCGGAGCGGAGCGCAGGCGGCCCCGAGCCGGUGCGGUACCGCACGGCCGAGAUGGCGGACGCGAUGCUGGGCAGCGGGGCCCUGGCCGAGCAGCCCGUGGUGCUGUCGGCGGUGCCGGCCGAGGCGAGCGGCGGCCCGGCGGGGGCUUGCGAUGGGGCGGCCGCGGGCGAUGCGCGCGGGCCGGCGGGGAGCGGCCCCGCGGCCUCCCAGGCCCGGGAGCAGCCCGUGCUGGAGCCCGUGCUGCCCGCGCCCGCUGAGGAGCAGAACGGCACCGACAGCGCCAAGGCUCCCAAAGUGAACUGCGAGGAGAGGAACACGACGAGCGUCGACCGCUUCACGCUGCAGAUCCUGAACGUGUCCCAGGACCUGAUGGAGUUCCUGAACCCAAAUAGCAGUGACUGUACAUUGGUCCUGUUCUACACACCGUGGUGCCGCUUUUCUGCCAGUCUGGCACCUCAUUUUAACUCUUUGCCCCGAGCAUUUCCAACUCUUCGCUUCCUGGCACUGGACGCAUCCCAGCACAGCAGUUUAUCAACUAGAUUUGGAACUGUGGCUGUACCAAAUAUCCUCCUUUUCCAAGGUGCUAAACCUAUGGCUAGAUUUAAUCAUACAGACAGAACGCUGGAAACCCUGAAAGACUUCAUCUUUAACCAGACAGGGAUAGAAGCUAAAAGUGAUGUGGCUGUGACAGAGGAAGACUGGGAAGGGCCCUUGCCAAGUGUUCUGACGAAGGGCAUAGACUGGCUGCUCCUGUUCUCUGUGCUCUUCCUGGCUGGCUUUGUCAUGUAUGCCACCGUUCGAACCGAAAGCAUUCGGUGGCUCAUCCCGGGACAAGAGCAUGAACAUCAGGAAUAACCUCAGGUGUUCCAACAGGGACAAAAAUUUCCACUUAUUGGUAAAGUGGGAAUUUCUAUGGAAUAAGAAUGAACUGUUGAAUUUGUUGGCUGUAUUUAUAAUAAUGACUAAAAAUUGGCUUUAUUUAUCAACUGCUGCAUCUGUAACAAGCACAUUUGUGGUGAUUACAGUGGUAAGUAAACAAGUAUGAAAAAACAUGAACUAAAGUUUUUAUUAAGCUGCUCUGAUUGACUUCUUAAUGGAAUUUGAUGUAAUUAGUAGUACAGUUCUAAUAUGUAGAUCAGGGAAGAUUUUUACAGCACAUGGGUCUGUACGUGCUGUGUACGUGCUUGCAUGGCACUGCAAGGAAAGCACUAGUGAGGGGAGGUGCUGGUACAUUAGUUUCACUGUCCAUAAAAUGAAUUACGAAGAUGUUUUGAAUGAUUUUUCACUCCCAUGGAGGUUCCCACCUCUGGCACUGGAGUUCAGUGCUGGUUUUCUCAUUCUCUUUGCUCUGAGUUUUGACUUAUUAGCAAUUUUUUAUGAGAUUUAGAGGCACUUCCCAAGCUCACCUCACUAUUUCUGUGUGUGUAUGUAACUUAUUUACCACAUUUCUCUUGGAUGAAAUUGUAUUAAUUGUCCUUUACAAAAAAAUAAAUAAGGU
Cinclus cinclus is the source of this 1580-nucleotide messenger RNA. It is a transcript of the gene TXNDC15, whose product is annotated as thioredoxin domain containing 15. The transcript has 5 exons. Bases 26 to 937 code for a protein of 303 amino acids. NCBI's taxonomy places the organism in Eukaryota, Metazoa, Chordata, Aves, Passeriformes, Cinclidae. The record is from RefSeq and is a predicted model, not a curated record. Gene Ontology annotation, biological process: cilium assembly. Gene Ontology annotation, cellular component: cilium.